This is a messenger RNA of Eucalyptus grandis, 828 nucleotides long. Its product is annotated as NAC domain-containing protein 90. Lineage: Eukaryota; Viridiplantae; Streptophyta; Magnoliopsida; Myrtales; Myrtaceae. Gene Ontology annotation, biological process: regulation of DNA-templated transcription. The transcript has 3 exons. Gene Ontology annotation, molecular function: DNA binding. The record is from RefSeq and is a predicted model, not a curated record. The coding region runs from base 30 to 752 and encodes 240 amino acids.
CGAAACCCUAGAACACUAAACAACCAGACAUGGAGGAGUACCCGACAGGUUUCAGGUUCUAUCCAACCGAGGAAGAGCUCAUUUCGUUCUACUUGCACAACCAGCUUCACGGCCUUAAGCAAGACAAGCUUCAUCGUGUCAUCCCAGUCCUCGACAUUUUCGACACUGAGCCAUGGAAUCUCCCACAGCUUGCGGGAGAGCUGUGCAGAGAAGAUAGAGAGCAGUGGUUCUUCUUCGCGCCCAUGCAGGAGAGGGAGGCAAGAGGAGGGAGGCCCAGCCGGAGCAUGGCCACCGGCUACUGGAAGGCCACUGGGUCUGCCGGUUACGUCUACUCGUCUGACAACGAGGUGAUCGGCGUGAAGAAGUCAAUGGUUUUCUACGUGGGAAAACCUCCCACAGGAAGAAAAACCCAGUGGAAAUUGAACGAGUACAGGGCUUUUGAACUCUCGCCGACCAUUACCAAUUCCACGAGCAACAAUAUUUCCAUUCCUAAGCUAAGGCGUGAAUUCACAUUGUGCCGAGUGUAUGUGGUGUCUGGGAGCUCUCGAGCAUUUGAUCGUCGGCUACCAGAAGUAGUGGCUAGAGAGACAACAAUCCAGGGUGGCAACGGCGCUGCUAGCAACGAAGGCGGUGGAUGUGAAGAUGCAUCAUCAUCAGGAGUAGUCGUAGCCAAUGCAGGAUGUUCCCAUCCAUGGGAGACAGCGAGUUUGGAAGAACCAAUUUGGGAUUGGGAGCAAUUGGAUUGGCUCUGAUUUUAUGUAGCAUUACUCAGAUGAUGUAGUUGUUUGGUUAUCGGUGCAAUCAUAUGUACAUCUACAUGUAUUCAAU